UCACAACUUCACCCAUCGUCGAGAGAUUCGUGACAAACAGCAGAAGCAGCCAACGCAGCAGCAGAACCUCAACAACCCAGACACAGCGAAGCAAGCAAGCAAGAAGCAAGCAAGCCAUGAUGAGCGACACGGACGCUGGCGCAGAGGAGGCAACAGGAACAGCAACAGCACCCAUCACCAGCGCUGCGACGGUGGUGAACGUGCUGCUCGUUGACUUCCACCACAAGUUUGGUCCUGUCGUGGAGUACUCCAUCAACCCAAUUGCAGGCGAAACGGCAAGGGAUGGCAAAGUGAAGUUGCCAGACGAAUGGAAGCAUCUGCCCUUUCUCGCACUCCCUGAUGGUUUGCACAACCACGAGGAAGACGUCACUUACUUCACGCUCCCAGCUCUUUGUGAGGCCAGCGGUGAUGACGGUGUCAAGGGCGACGAUACAAAUGCUGAUGCCCCUGGUGAGCUGCUGCAGCAACAGCAACGGCCUCGCGUGUAUGGUGUUGCAGUCUCCCGGCAGAUACAAACGCAAGACCUGCAAACAUCUGACGCUCAUGUGACGCGAAACACCGUGCUCAAGGCCAUAUGCGUCAUCUCCACAACGCCCGCAUUCACCACCAUCACAAACGCCCUCAGGCCGUGCACGUCGGUUCUGUUUGAUCAGCGUGACUUUACGAACAAGGCCAUCCUUCACGACCUCGAAGCCAGCCUCAACAGGUCCCUCGCAAGCUCAACCAUCGCCGACAUUGUCGCAACACAAGACUUUGGGCUGACGGAGUGGCUGUAUCGGCUGCGCUACGUGCUGAUGCAAGUGUACAAGCUCAUGCUGCUGCAGAAGAAGAUCCUGGUGUGCGACACCUCUGGAGCAACGCCGGCGUCGUCGUUGUCGCGUCUUGCGCUCGCGCUCGCAUCACUACUGCCCGGUGCUCUUGACGGUGCAACGACGCAGACGACAACAGCAUCGAGGGCUGCGAAGGCGAAGAACCAAGGCGACAAUGGCAGUCACGCACCGCCGAUGCAAGCACCCUCCUCCUCCUCCUCCUCCUCGUCGUCGUCGUCGACGACGCGAUCACAGCUGUCUGAUGAAAUGACGGCACUGCUUGAGGCGAGCAUUGCUGCAUUUACACAUCAGCAGGAGCAGGUCUGGCUGGAGACGGGCGAGAUGCAGCGAACAAUGCAGUCACCAUCGUCAACACCAUCAUCAUCAACACCAUCACAACAGCAGCACGGGCGCCAAGGGGGGCAGGUUGUUCAGGCGGCAGAGGGCAGUGAUGAUCGCAGUGGCGAUGAUGAAGAUGAUGUGCUGUCGUCGUUUUCAUCGCGCGUGCGCCGCAUGAACGUGCGACUGCUGUGUCCAUAUCCUGGCCUGCUUCGUCUCUUCCCACACGCCUGCCUCCAACAAGCAGACGAGUUGCGAGGGUCGCACUUCCUGGCGUGCCCGACGAACAUGAUGAUGGUGCGGUCCGACUUCCUCCACCCCGAUGUUGUCCUUGACCUCAGCAAGAAGCCAACGCUCAAGUUCAUGGAGCCAGGCUUGAAGGCAAAAGCGUCACUCUCAACACCCGAUCUCAGAUUCAUUGACCAGCUUGUCUCGUCCGUUCGCAAGCGCGAAGUGGGGAGCAGCGGUGACGGGGAGAGCGGGUACGCUGGUGGAGACGAGCACAUCCGCCACAGUUUCCACACGUAUCUGCUGCAGGCCGCCAUCUGUGCCGACACCGCCCGUGCACACGCGACCAAGGCCAACCUGGACAGGCUGGCAGACUUCAACUGGGACUGGUUCGCGGCGUGGCGCAGCACAGUUCCAUAUGCGCGGUGGUGCCACUACUCGGACGCGGUGCUCAGCGUGUACCACCUGCGCCCAUGUGACCUCGAGGCGUCGCGCUUGCACGUGUGUGCGGGCGCACUGCAGGUGGCAGAUGUUGGGCGCAGGUUCAGGCAGCUCACGACCACACAACUCGGUGCUGAGCGCACUGAGGCGGCCUCGCAGCGCUUUCGAGCAACUGUCGACCAGAGCGAGAAGGCGCUUAGCGAGGCGUACGAGGCAAGCAAGAAGGGGAUUGCGUCUGCUGUGAGCUCCAUCCGUUCGUGGUGGGGAAGUGUGUCGAACCAACAACGCCCAGCCCCAAGUGCCACAGCCUCGUCGCAACAGCAGUCUCAAACGCGUGCCAAGCAACUCUCAGAUGACGCCUCUGAACAUGGCGAGAGUCACGCAUGACAUACGGUCGCAAGGGACAACCGACACUUACCACACACACACACACACACACACACUCUCUCUCUCUCUCUCUCUCUCUCUCUCUCUCUCUCAUAUGGCCUUGGCACAUCUUGUCACUUUCGAGGUUGUGCUAGUUGUUGUUGUGUCUCACGUUGUAUUGUCUCGCAUGGGACUGUUCCCUCUCCCUUUCCCAAAGGAGGAUUAAAGAACAAGAAGAAC
Molecule: messenger RNA, 2423 nt
Organism: Salpingoeca rosetta
Lineage: Eukaryota; Choanoflagellata; Craspedida; Salpingoecidae
Exons: 13
Coding region: 117-2204 (695 amino acids)
Cellular component (GO): cytoplasm
Source: RefSeq, a predicted model, not a curated record